Messenger RNA from Lactuca sativa (garden lettuce), 1738 nucleotides. It is a transcript of the gene ATRBP45C, whose product is annotated as RNA-binding (RRM/RBD/RNP motifs) family protein. The record is from RefSeq and is a predicted model, not a curated record. Lineage: Eukaryota; Viridiplantae; Streptophyta; Magnoliopsida; Asterales; Asteraceae. Gene Ontology annotation, cellular component: cytosol. Gene Ontology annotation, molecular function: mRNA binding.
UCUCACAAAAAUAUCCUCUCGCACGAAUCAACCCUAUCUGGAUUUAGGGUCUCUGCGAUCCGUCUAGGGUUCUUAUCGAUCAACCCUAUACUUCAAUUUUACCGAUAGAUUCUAUAUUAUUGUUCUACCCUAUACAUAGUUUGAUUUGUCAAAUCAAUUAGGUUUCCUUUCACAAGAUGAUGCAACCAGGAAACGGCAUGGCACCAGUACCAAUGGCUCCGAUGCAGCCGCCACCACAACAACAGCAGUACCAACAAGCACCACCGCAACAGCAGUGGAUGAUGCCUCCACCGGCUCAACAACAGCACCAACAACCGCUGCCGCCCCAUAUGUGGGCCCAGCAACAGGCACCGCCUCAGCAGCAGCAACAAGCACAACAUAUGAUGCAAGCAAAUCAGCAGUCGCAGCAGUAUUCUUCUGCUCCGGCGAGUUCCGAUGAGAUUCGGUCUCUUUGGAUCGGAGACUUGCAGUAUUGGAUGGAUGAAACAUAUGUUACUAAUUGCUUCUACAACACCGGAGAGGUUCUCACGGUGAAGAUUAUUCGCAACAAACAAACUGGACAACCUGAAGGCUAUGGUUUUAUUGAGUUCAGGAGUCGUGCUGGUGCAGAAAAUGCUUUACAGACCUACAAUGGGACACUGAUGCCAUCUACUGAGCAGAAUUUUCGCCUUAACUGGGCAACCCUUGGUGCUGGUGAGAGACGCAAUGAUGACACUCCUGACUACACAAUCUUUGUUGGUGAUCUUGCUGCUGAUGUUUCGGAUUACAUAUUGCAAGAAACGUUCAAAACUGUUUACCCGUCAGUCAAGGGAGCGAAAGUUGUCACUGAUAGAACUACUGGACGUUCUAAAGGAUAUGGUUUUGUUAGAUUUGGAGAGGAGAGUGAGCAAGUUCGUGCCAUGUCUGAAAUGAAUGGUGUUUUAUGUUCAUCCAGGCCAAUGCGUAUUGGCCCUGCAGCUACCAAGAGUGGUGGUGGUGGUGGCGGUGGUGCAGGUGGUGGAGGUGGUGGUGGUGGUGGUAUGCAGAAAGCCCCUUACCAAAGUGGUCAAGGAAGUCAGGGAGAGAGCGACCCAAACAACACAACUAUAUUUGUUGGUGGUUUGGAUCCAAGUGUUUCUGAUGAAACCCUAAGGGGGGUGUUUGGUCAAUUUGGUGAACUAAUUCAUGUGAAGAUUCCCGUAGGCAAGCGAUGUGGAUUUGUUCAGUUUGCCAACAGAGGGUGUGCAGAACAAGCUUUAUCGAUUCUAAAUGGAACUGAAUUAGGAGGCCAAAAUAUCCGGCUUUCUUGGGGUCGUAGUCCUUCAAGCAAACAGGGGCAAUCGGAGCAGCCACAUUAUGGUGGUGGAGGUGGCGGUGGUGGUGGUGGUGCUUAUUAUGGGUAUGCUCAAGGGUAUGAGGCGUAUGGGUAUGCUCCUCCGCCUCAAGAUCCAAAUGCUUAUUAUGGAGUCUAUGCAGGGGCUGCAGGGUAUGGUGGUUACCAACAACCACAGCAGUGAUGAUUAGCAUUGAAGGUUGGGGGUGUGAGCUGUUAUAUGAAGUUGGUCUGGUCUGUACUAUAUAUGGUGCGUGGAGUUUAAUAUAUGUGCCCAAGAGAAACAAACAUCUCCCUAUUGUGGAUGUCGAUGUUACUUUUUUUUUUCUUGAUAUUAUGUUUGCUGAUCUAACUGUGGGUUUGAGAUUGUUAGAGAUGUUUGUUAAGAAUAUUGGAUUGUUGCUGUAAGCCUAGUUUUCUUUUCAA